This is a messenger RNA of Drosophila ananassae, 1151 nucleotides long. RefSeq lists its product as uncharacterized. Bases 593 to 1111 code for a protein of 172 amino acids. The transcript has 2 exons. Lineage: Eukaryota; Metazoa; Arthropoda; Insecta; Diptera; Drosophilidae. The record is from RefSeq and is a predicted model, not a curated record.
GUCAGCCUAGGACCUUAUCUGGUUGUCGAGUCCUGUCAACACAAGGCAUUACAAGGCAAUUACGAAUUUGUUUAUGGCUUGGAAUCUUCUCGAAGACUUGCCAUUCGCCACAAUACUCGUAGAUCUAUCUUGCCCAGCAGGAGUAGACAAGGAAAAUGAAUAUUCGUGACCUUAUGGGCACAGGGAAAAAAUUUUUCAAAUCUGAUUCAAUUCAAAGGGAAAUCGAGAUUUGUAAAACAAGCCUUACAAUUAGCAAAGCCAUUAAGGAAUGCUUCUGAUUUCCUGAAAUUCCAAGAGAGAAAUGGCUCUCAGGAUCCCUCUUUCAACAAAAGAACGUUCACUGGAUCUUUAUGGUUUAUAUACUGGUUAUCAACGCGUCUUAAAUUCUAUUUAUUGUAGAUUUCGUGGCCAAAUUAGUGAUUAUACUUUUCAAAACUAACAUCAAAACGCCCACUUCAAAUUAAUCCACUGUAAAUUAAUGUAACCGACUUGUGUAAUAGCGUAAUUAAAUAUACUUGUCAUGCCAAAUUCGAAUUGAGUUUAAAAGCCGGAAAAACCAUCCGCUUAGUUUGAGAUCCGAUCUAGCCCUAAAAUGACGCAUUUCUUGGCACAAUUUUUAUUGCUCACGGUAUCUGCGGCUUUGGUAAAAGCAGUGGAGGUGCGACUUGAAACCCUGGAGUGUUUAGCUGGAGACGAGGAAACAUUGGUAUUUUUCGACUUGAAACUAAUCGGAAGGGAGCGCCGGUUAAAUGGAACAAUAAGAUUUUUGAUAGACUUAGACGAUAGUGUGGAUUCCAAUGGAGAGCUCUGGACUUUCAAAAACGGAGACUGGGUGAAGUCCAAUCUCAAGCAGCAGGGCAAAAGUUGCCGCAUCUUCAAUACAUUCGUGAUUCAUUACUUCCAAGAUGCCCUACAAAAAACCGAGUUUCCUGAUCCUCCGUGCCCAUUGUCGAAGGGAGAGUAUCCUAUAAGGAACCUAAAAUUAAAUGGCGAUUCCUGGCCACCGUAUUUAGGUCGAGGGUUGACAAAAGUCAAGUUUACUUUUCAUAAGAAUGGAAAAAUGGUUGGAGGUAUUAUUUUUUCAAUGAACCUAAUUGAUGAAAACAUUUGAAACACAUUUAAUUAAAACUAAAAUAAAUUUAAAUUGGUCU